AUGAACGAACUGGAUUCUCUUAGGCAAGAAGCUGAAACCCUCAAAAAUGCUAUUAGAGAUGCUCGCAAAGCGGCUUGUGACACAUCUUUGGUACAGGCUACUGCCAGUCUGGAGCCCAUUGGCCGAGUGCAGAUGCGGACUAGACGUACUCUCAGAGGCCAUCUCGCCAAGAUAUAUGCUAUGCACUGGGGCUCAGACUCAAGGAAUCUUGUAUCAGCAUCACAAGAUGGAAAACUUAUUGUGUGGGACAGUCACACCACAAAUAAGGUACAUGCAAUCCCUCUCAGAUCAUCAUGGGUGAUGACAUGUGCUUAUGCACCAUCUGGAAAUUUUGUUGCCUGUGGAGGUUUAGAUAAUAUAUGCUCUAUCUAUAGCCUAAAGACUAGAGAAGGCAAUGUUCGGGUAAGCCGAGAAUUACCUGGUCAUACUGGUUAUCUAUCUUGCUGUCGUUUCCUCGAUGACAACCAAAUUGUGACUAGUUCAGGAGAUAUGUCUUGUGCCCUAUGGGAUAUUGAGACUGGGCAGCAAGUUGCUUCUUUCUUAGGACACACAGGAGAUGUAAUGUCUCUUUCUUUGUCACCUGACAUGCGUACAUUUGUAUCAGGGGCAUGUGACGCUUCUGCAAAACUUUGGGAUAUUCGAGAAGGUUUGUGCAAACAGACAUUCCCUGGUCACGAGUCAGACAUUAACGCAGUUACGUUCUUCCCCAAUGGUUUCGCCUUUGCCACAGGUAGCGACGAUGCUACAUGCAGACUGUUCGACAUUAGGGCGGACCAAGAGUUGGCUAUGUAUAGCCAUGAUAACAUCAUUUGCGGCAUAACUAGCGUCGCAUUUAGCAAAUCUGGUAGAUUACUUCUAGCUGGAUAUGAUGAUUUCAAUUGUAAUGUGUGGGAUUCUAUGAAAACAGAAAGAGCAGGUAUAUUAGCUGGUCACGAUAAUCGCGUUAGUUGUUUAGGAGUUACAGAUAAUGGAAUGGCAGUGGGGACAGGUUCGUGGGACAGUUUCCUACGCAUUUGGAAUUAAGAUAGUGAUGCCAAAAAACGUUAAAUUUCUCACCUGCAUCACAAUAUCUGUUUACAUUGCAUUUAUUCAAAUCGAAACUUUUUUAUUUUAA
Molecule: messenger RNA, 1114 nt
Organism: Diabrotica balteata
Lineage: Eukaryota; Metazoa; Arthropoda; Insecta; Coleoptera; Chrysomelidae
Source: the annotation of a GenBank genome assembly